UUUGACUUUUUUAAUGUUUGAACAUUGGGUUUUCUAUACGAAAUAUCAAUUAAUUUUGAUUAUUUCGUCUAAUUAGAUUCCUUGUUUUUAUCUUCUACUAUUAGGAUUCGUUAGAUUCAUGAAGUCUAACAUGGUUGAUUAUCUCUAUCCAUUUUAAACAAAAUGUGGGUUGACUUAUCCUGUUGACGGAGUAAUAUUUUGGAGUGUUGUAGAUAGAACUAAGCGGAAUAGUUGAUGAUGAAAAAUGAAGGGUGUAGAUAGCUCUGCGGCAAACAAAGACGGGAUGCAAAACAAACCAAUAAUAACAUGCGCGGGAGACUGGAACUUGUUUUGUACCCUGGAAGCUCCGUUAGUUGCAGCAAUUCCUCAGGAUUCCUGUGAAUGGCGAAGGUCUUUUGGGAGGAUAACAAAAUUUGUUUAUUUAGAGGCAUCCUUCAUAAAAUUUAAUAAGGACAAAGUGCAAUCAGAACUAAAUUUAUUGAAACGUCCUAUAUUACAUAUUUAUUGGACUGAUUGUGUGGAUAUAGAAUAUUAUAAAACAACUCUUAGGGAAGAUAUAGAAGUAUGGUUCAAACAAUUAGAAAAAAAUAAUGUAUCUGACUGGAUGAUUGUUUUAGUGGAAACUUAUGAUAUAAGGAAAACAAAUAAACUUUUACCAAGAACAACAGUUCUAGAUAAAAUUAAAGGAGAUUUUGCUAUAAAGCAGACCGAAGAUAGAUUUAUAUCUGUAAUUAAUCCUAUUAAAUCAGAGGCCAGAAGUGCAGAGUCAUGGAGAGCACUAGUUGCAAAACUACGGCAUUUAGUUUUAGUAUCCUAUAAUAAAGCAUUAAAUAAGUUUGAGGAAUAUAUGAGAGAACAGAGAGAAAAAAGGAAUGACCCACAAUGGGAUUAUUGUAAAUAUUUUAUUUUGCAGGAGCAAUUAGCAUUUGUUCUUGAAAUGCUUGGAUUAUAUGAGGAAGCUCUUGUCCAAUAUGAUGAGUUAGAUGCUUUAUUUUCUCAAUUUGUACUCAAUUCUAAUGUAACAGAGAGUCCUAAAUGGCUUGACACAUUUAAACAACAAAUUACAUCAUGGCAAGCCAUCAGACUGACAACAACCGUGCCAAUGCAUUUAAGGGAACUUAUAAUUAAACAAAAAGCCUCUCUAUUAGACUUUAGGAGCUAUUUAUUUCAACGACAGAGUGCCAUGUUAUUACUUACUGAAAAACCAGAGGAGGUCGCUUCCCGCUGUAUAAGCACAGUACACAAUACAUUGGUGGAGUUAUCAUUACUGGGAGCGCCGUCAAUAGAUGGCGCUUCAGCGUGUUGGGCACAUUUGGCUUGCGUUGAAACGUUACGCGUUUGUGAAGCGUGCACUGAUAUGCAAGCUCCCUUGUUGCAUAAUGCUAAAGAUAAGCUUCACGAACUCGGCAAGCUGUGUGGCCUAUUACCUGGUUCUCCGGAACCUACAUCGGAACAGCUCCACCUAGUAGUAAUGCUGUCAGCCGGAAUGGGGGAUACAGAGACAAAUAACAAGUCCCCAACCGUGAGGCUGAAGGAGGCUUUAUGCAGCAGUACAUGCUUUCAGCAGUACUAUUUGGAGUUAGCCGAAUUGGCUAUGGGGACGUAUAAGCAUAUUGGAAGAUUAAGAUUUGCUCGUCAAAUUGGUAGAGACUUAGCGGCUUUCUAUUCGGAGUUAGGCGAGACCAGCAAAGCGGUUGUAUUUCUCGUGGACGCCUUAAGAUCUUACGAGGAACAAGGCUGGCAUGAGCUUGCAGCUCAAACGAGGCUCGAAUUGGUUGCCGCUGCCAAGAAAAUGAAUGAUUUUGACAGAUACACUACACUAUCAGCAAAAAUUGCAAGUACAGCUGAACUAGAGAUCCUAGUCAGAAAUUUCUUCUUUGAGGAAAUGAUGAAGUCGAUCAAGCAAAAUCUCACUGAUAAAGAUUCAGUCCAAGCGGACCUUAGCGAUUGCUUUCGACUAAUUUCCUCAACCCUAUUGCCGUCCGAACGUGGUUAUAUAACAGAAAAUAAGGUUCAAUGUAAACUGGUUUUUGAGAGUGUUCUCCCAAAAGACGUGGUGUGUACGAAAGCUACCAUUUGUAUAGACCCCUGUGAAAUAGAGAAGACGCCGGUGAAAAAUAAGACUGAUUUAGGUAUACAGGCUAGUCCGAACAAGUCUAGUGAUGAUGUUUCUAGUUUUAGUACAAGUAUAAGACUGGAUGACUUAAAACCCAAGAAUCCUCUAUUAGAUCCAAUGCAGAUUACCUCAAAACUCCAUUUUAAAGAAGAUAAAUCCCUUCAAAAGGCCACUAUAGAAUGUCAAAACCCAAAAAUGAUAUUAAAAAGAUCGGAUAGCACGAAGUAUCGUAAACCAGUUCCACAAGUAAAAUCUAACUGUGAAUUUUACCUAAGCUGUACUGACUUCAUCAUAAAACCAGGCUUAAAUGAAGUAUUAUUUGAGUGUAUACCGACCAAAUGCGGGGUUUUUAAGCUGGGUGUAAUAUCUUUAUUGGUCGAGGGGAAAAUAGACUUUAUAUCUGAUGUGUUAAGUUCCAAAAUGGGUUUCGAAGUGAUAACACAAGGCGUGAGUGUGUAUUUGAAUAAAGUUGAGCCAAAGAAGGAUUUAGUUGCGGGUUUGGAACACGAUAUGGAGUUAGUUGUCACUAAUGGUUGUUCGAGGAUGGAUGAGAAUACAACAAUACACCUUAAAGCGUCGUCGGGCCUUCAUCUCCGAUAUGGAGUGAACUCCUUACUGUCCCGGGAAUUAACGAUACCAGUUGAGGCAUCAGAACCGUUUCAUACUACAAAAAUUCCUUUACGUCUGUUCGCUGUUUUGUUACCAAAGAGGGAAAAAAGUAUUGAACACACGGUGUGGCUAACCUGCCCCUGGUUAGAGUCAGUAAUGGAGGUCCCUCUACAUUUCUCUCCUCCUAUGAUAGCAGCCUGGAGGCUCCUCACCUCCAAUACUCGAAAGUUCGUCCAUGUCACUCUAAAGUCUACAGUCGGACAUCUCAUACAACUGGUACUGACAGAGCCUAAAUUGGAGUGUGAUGGCAACACUACUGUGUCCAAUCUUAAUCCAAAAGCACAUGAUGAUAUGAAAAUAUCAUCAGACGGAACAACGGCGUCGUUUAUGUGGGAACUACUGAAAGAUCCUUUGGUUAAAGCUGGUCCUAUGAAGGCUACAUUCACGGUACAAUACCGAUUGGAAGAUGAAAAGGUCUCACGUACGUUCACGUGCCCGAUUGACAUACAAGAUUGUACGACACUGUUCGUUAUACGUACGAAAUUGGAACCUGGAAAAGGAUCGGAUUUCUGCAGAGCAAGUCAAGUGUGUUGUCUGCAUUUGAGCGUUCAGAGGGUGAAUGAAACUGAAUACACAUCAUUGAUGUAUGAGGUGCUGGCUGAUCAGACUAUGUGGGCAGUCUUAGGGAGAACUGCUGGUGUAAUAACAAUGGAUUCGUCCACCGGCGAGCCUCAAAAUGUAACAUUAGAUGUGAUGCCACUCAUGGCAGGUUAUCUGCCGCUACCAACCGUCCGAUUGUCCAAAUACAUCGCUGCUAAUACCAAAGAUCCCAAGAAGGAUAUUUCAGCGCAUCCCCGGUUAGAACCAUUUGGUCCAGGUCAAGUGUAUCACGCUGGUAAAACAAAACAAGUACAUGUAUUGGCGCCUGCGCCUAAGGAACAUCUGGAUAUUGUUGUUUGAGUUCCUUUGUGACAAAAAGGUAAGAGUUGGUGUUAGGUUACUUUUUCCCACAUAUUUAAUGGGUUAAAGCGGUUAUUUUGUAUAAAACAUUUUAUUACAUUAUUGUUUAAUUAUUCAAAAGUCGCGGGCAACAUCUAUUGGCUGAUCCCUAAACGUAACACUUAUUAAGGAGUUUGAAAUUAAUUACAAUGUAUUUGUUUUUAUUUUCUGUUUGUAUAAAUUGAUUGCUCAUGGUAAUAGAGAAUAAAUGCAAUGUUAAAAUCCAUUAUAUUAAGGAUUAAUUCUUUAGUUUUCUGAGAGUAGUUACUCAACUUAAGCUCUGCCCACACUUAAUUUAAUUACUUUAACUACCUUUGUCCAAAGACAGUUUUUUGUUAUAGUUUUUAAAUUUGUAUACCUGCCAUUUAAUAAAUACUCCUUACGUAUAAUAGCAACCGCAAAUAGCCCAAUGUUGUUGUUAAAAUAGGUUACUUUGUUUUUGCCAUGACAUCAGUCCAGAUUCGUAUAAUUAAAAAUUACUCACAAAUUCAAACAACCCAAAACAGUUUAUAUGACAACAGUUUUUGUGUUUAUAUUAGUUUUACUGACUGAAUCCAUUUGAAUAGUAGUCAUAGAGUACAUCGAAAUUACGUAGUCAUAAGGCAUUAUAAACAUGCUGUUUUGAUAUUAAUUAUUUUAUAACACUAACUAGUUCUGUUUUAAUACCUAUUAAAAUAAUCUAUAUGGUGACUGCUAAGUAAGGAAAUCUAGGAGAUAUUGUCAAAAGACAUUAACCUGCCUUUAUAAAAUAAAAAAUUAAAGAAUUUACAAAUGUCAAACAGGUAGCAACAAAAUAUUUAUUUUGAUAUAGAAGUAAAAAUAUAACCAAUACCAAAGUUAUUCACUAAACCGAAAAAAGAAAAAAUCUCAAACAAAUGAUUACUUUCAAAGCAGCAUGUUUGUAGAAGAGCCGAAAUUGUAAAUUAUUUAUCUAAAGUUGGACCAUUGCUAUAUGUGAUAAAUGUGUUGCAUUGUUCUAUGACACAUAUAUAAUCAAAGGUUCUAUUCUUAAAAGCUUUUUACUAUAAGAAAAUCUGAAUUUAGUAUUACAACUCGGAUGUUCAGAAUUAAAUAAUAUUCUAUGAUAAAAAAUUCAUAAAAUUUAGCUCAAUAAAAGUCCAUGUUAAAAUAGAUAAGGGUAGGACAUUUUUAAUACAUAGUUUUUCUCAUCUCAAUUAUUAAGGUAUAAGUUAAAUUGUUAUGUUUUCUUUAGCUUGUGGUUUUUAUGUUAAUUGUUUGUUCUUUGUGUCAUUUAGAUAUGUUUUAAGAACAGAAUUAUAUAUUUGUUUAAGUUGUGUAACUUUUAUAUAUAAGGUAUUUUAUUUUUAUUGGGUGCAUAAUAUGUCUUUGUUAUAUAUCUUAGGGGUUCAUUUAAAUGCAAUAAACCAAUAACUAUCGGUUUCAUUUAGACCUUAAUUGCAAUUAUUUUGUUGUGUUUGUCAGUGUACUGAAAAGUGAAACAAAAAAAUAUAUAUUUUCUUGACGAAAUCCUAUUUAAAAGUAUAAAACACAUUGGAUUUAAAAAAAAUAUGAAACCAAAGGUUUAUAUUUUAAAUAACAUCACAUAAUUUGUUUAUGUAGUUGGUAUUGGUAACAAAUACUCACAGUGUUUAUGAUAUAAGUAGAGGCUUCAAAGUAUAUUUUCCAUUAUAACUUAGUAAUAGAAGAAAAGCUUUCUUUUUUAGAAUAUUUAAUUACAUAUUGGUUCUAUUAGCAUUAAUCAGAAAUUAUCGAACUGUUGGUGUAAAAAUAGAUUUAAGCUGUAUAGCUGAAAAUUGUAUUUAUAUUUCCUACUAUGUAUAAUACUUAGGUGUCAAUAAAAAUGU
This is a messenger RNA of Pieris brassicae (large cabbage white), 5550 nucleotides long. It is a transcript of the gene SIDL, whose product is annotated as trafficking protein particle complex subunit 10. The record is from RefSeq and is a predicted model, not a curated record. Gene Ontology annotation, cellular component: TRAPPII protein complex. Lineage: Eukaryota; Metazoa; Arthropoda; Insecta; Lepidoptera; Pieridae. The transcript has 15 exons. The coding region runs from base 245 to 3685 and encodes 1146 amino acids. Gene Ontology annotation, biological process: early endosome to Golgi transport; intra-Golgi vesicle-mediated transport.